GAUGGACAAUAUUUCAUGUUGACCAUCGACUGAAUUAACGAUCCACCGCCACAUAUAAAGGAUACCUUUCGAGGAAUAUACGAGGGAAUAUACCGAGGUCAGCUAAAUAAAAUGGCAAUCUGCGCCUCUUGUCGACUCGUCUUUCGGCGCACUAUCACUAUAAACUCGAGUAAAAGCACCACAACUCGAUCAAUUACUACCAAAUCAUCUACCGCCGCCUCAAUUCUCGAGAAGCCUACGUGGUCCGUCCGAAGUCUUCUCCCCUCUUCGCCAUCUUCGGAACCAGCAGAAAAGAUUACACCCUCGCAACUGCACCAUCUCCUCCGCCUCUCAGCCCUACCACUUCCCACCACGUCCGCUGAUGAGGCCACUAUGAUCAACACUCUCCAAAGCCAGCUGCAAUUCGUUCGUGCAGUGCAGCGUGUUGACACAACUGGCGUCGAGCCUCUGAGAGCGAUCCGCGAUGAGACACCAGAGGCUCGACAAGAGGUGACGAUUGGGCUUGCAGAUCUACAAGAGGCACUGGACAGAGAGGUUCGCAUAGGCCAUUACCAGCGGGCAAGGAGAGUGAGGGAAAAAAUUGAUUCCAAUGCGGAGAAGUGGGAUGCGUUGAGUACAGCGAGUAAGACAGCAGGGAGAUACUUUGUGGUCGAAAGUGGGAAAAAGGAUAUCGAAGGCGCAGAGUAAUGAGGAAUUUAUGAUUCAAAGACCAACACUCGAAAGCGAAAAGGGAAUGCGAUAUGAUACCCUCUCGUAUAAAACAAUAUUACCCC
This is a messenger RNA of Fusarium graminearum PH-1, 773 nucleotides long. RefSeq lists its product as uncharacterized. NCBI's taxonomy places the organism in Eukaryota, Fungi, Ascomycota, Sordariomycetes, Hypocreales, Nectriaceae. The record is from RefSeq and is a predicted model, not a curated record. The transcript has a single exon. Gene Ontology annotation, biological process: glutaminyl-tRNAGln biosynthesis via transamidation; regulation of translational fidelity. Gene Ontology annotation, molecular function: glutaminyl-tRNA synthase (glutamine-hydrolyzing) activity. The coding region runs from base 112 to 687 and encodes 191 amino acids.